AUGACUACAACAAAUUCUUCCCAAUCCCGAUCUAAAAUAAUUUCUUCAAUAAAUAAUUCACCAACAGUUUAUCUCAAUAAACAAACACAAAUAAAAUCAUCUUCUUCUUUACAAAAUUAUAAUGAAAAUACUGAAAGUUGUUCUGGCCAUCCUUCCUGCCCAGGAGUUUCUUCUGUUCAUCAAAACCAUCAUCAUCACUUAAACAAUAAUCUUCGAACUGGACGGUCUACACAUUCUUCUUUUGAUGAGGGGGACCAUUCUAGUCAUUUAAGUAAUGCUGGUGGUGGGCCUUUACGUGAUACUUAUUUGACUGAGUUAAUGAAUGGGGCUAUUGCUCCUUUUAAAAAUAUUUUACAACAAGCUAGUUCAAUUGCAAGCACUCCUCUGCCCAAUCACCGUCCAUUCCAAUCAAUAGCCACCCCAGCAGUCGCUGCUUCGGCUGUCAAUACAGCUUCUGCUAUAAUGGCCGCUGGUUCACGUAUUGCCGGAGCUACACCUUUUGGAAAUAAUUUACAAAAAACUAAUGAUGAUAAUGAAGUUAUUGGAAGUGGAGGAAGAUUAAAUAAUAAUUUUGUUGGUCCAGCAGCCCUUAAAAGUAGCUGUUUUAACCUCGCAAUGUCUGAACAAAAUAAUAACAACUUUGUUUGUAAUACAAAUAUAGAUACACCUUUAACAGCUAAAUCAGAUAAUUUUGACCAACAAAAACAAAUUAUAAUUAUUGAACCUGACAAAAAAUUGGAAGGUGGGGGGAUUUUAAUUAUUUUGGAAGAUUUAUUGAAUUGA
Meloidogyne enterolobii is the source of this 783-nucleotide messenger RNA. NCBI's taxonomy places the organism in Eukaryota, Metazoa, Nematoda, Chromadorea, Rhabditida, Meloidogynidae. The record is from the annotation of a GenBank genome assembly.